CGAGAUGCCUGGUGACUUCUAGAGGUGGACUUGGGCAGGUGUCACAGGUGAACUCACACCUUGUUUUUCCCCCCAAAACAGGGUUUCUCAUUCCCAAACCUUGGCUGGAUGGAGGAGAAGGCCAUGAGGACGAGGAAGAUGCUGCGGGUGCUCCAGGCAGGCCCCGAGCUGAGGACGGAGAGCACGGAGGACAAAUCCCCCCGGCAGAGCCUGGUGGGAGAGGCCGUUUUGAAGGUCCCCCCGGCGCAGGAGGAGGAGGAGGAGGAAAAGCCACAAAGGUACCCCCGGAGGAGGAGCUGCAAACCCAUCCCAGGGAGCUGUGAGGAAGAACAAGCGACCCUGUGCCGGGAAGGCGACCAGAACUCUGACCGGAGCUCGAACCUCCUCACCCACUGGCACAUCCACACCGGGGAACGGCCCUACACGUGCGGGGAGUGCGGGAAGAGCUUCAGCGACAACUCCACCCUGAGCAGGCACAGGAAGAUCCACAGCGGGGAACGGCCCUACAAGUGUGGGGAAUGUGGGAAGAGCUUCAACGACAGCUCCGCCCUGAGGCGGCACCGGCGCAUCCACCUCGGCGAGCGGCCCUACAAGUGCGGGGAGUGCGGGAAGAGCUUCGCCCGCAGCUCCCACCUCGUCACCCACCGGCUCAUCCACACCGGGGAGCGGCCCUACAAGUGCGAGGAGUGCGGGAAGAGCUUCAGCGACGGCUCCUACCUCUUCACCCACCGGCGCAUCCACACCGGGGAGCGGCCCUACGGGUGCGGGGAGUGCGGGAAGAGCUUCACGAAGAACUCCAACCUCCUCACCCACCGGCGCAUCCACACCGGGGAGCGGCCCUACACGUGCGGGGAGUGCGGGAGGAGCUUCACCCAGAGGUCCCACCUGGUCCACCACCGGCAGACCCACACCGGGGAACGGCCCUUCCCGUGCUGGGAGUGCGGGAAGAGGUUCCAGACCAGCUCCAAUCUCCUCAAGCACCAGCGGACGCACACGGGGGAGAGGCCCUUCCGCUGCACCCGCUGCGGGAAAGGCUUCGGCCAGAGCUCCCACCUCGCCAGGCACCGGCUCGUCCAUGCCAGGGAGAGGCCCUGCAGGUGUGGGGAGUGCGGGAAGAGCUUCAGUGACGGCUCUGCCUUGGCCAAACACCAACAGUUCCACGUCAGCGAGAAGCCCUACAGGUGCCUGGAGUGCAGCCAGGGCUUCAGCCAGAUCCUCAACCUCUUCUACCACCAGCGCUCGCACACGGGCAGACAGGGGCCCCACAAAUCCGCCGGGGAACAGCCCUACAGGUGCUUGGAGUGCGGGAAGAGCUUCAGUUACAACUGCAGGCUCGUCGCCCACCGGCGCCUGCACAGGGGGGAGAAGCCCUUCGAGUGCCAGAAAUGCGGGAAGAGCUUCGGCCGGAAAUUCCACCUGAUCCGCCACCAGGCGGUCCACACCGGGGAACAGCCCCACCGGUGUCCUGAGUGCGGGAGGGGCUUUCGGGACAGCUCGCACCUCACGAGGCACCGCUGGACGCACCGGAGGAAGGGGCCCUUUUCCUCCACCCGCAGCAGGAAGAGCCUCAAGGACAACUCCAUCCACGCCAAAAAGAGGCUCCACAAGUGUCCCGAGUGCGGGAAGAGCUUCGGCUUUCUCUCCUUCCUGCUCCGCCACCGGGCGAUCCACGCCAAGGAACGGCCCUACAAGUGCGGGGAGUGCGGGAAGGGCUUCAACCGCAGCCACAACCUCGCCAACCACCGGCGCCUGCACGCGAACGAGCGGCCCUACAAGUGCCCCGAGUGCGGCAAGAGCUACAGCAUCAGGUCCAACCUGAACCGCCACCGGAGGAUCCAGUGCAGGGAACGGCCCUCCGAGCGCCCCGAGGGCGGGAAGGGGGUUAAAACCAGCUCAGAUCUCCUCGUGCGUCAGCAGACGGACGCGGGGGAGAGGCCCUUCCGCUGCGCCGACUGCGGGAAGGACUUCAACCGCAUCUACAACCUCAUCAACCACCGGCGCCUGCACACGAACGAGCGGCCCUACGAGUGCCCCGAGUGCGGCAAGAGCUACAGCAUCAAGUCCAACCUGAACCGCCACCGGAAGAUCCAGUGCAGGGAGCGCCCCCAGGGUGGGAAGGUGCCGCAGCCCG
Empidonax traillii (willow flycatcher) is the source of this 2131-nucleotide messenger RNA. Its product is annotated as zinc finger protein 345-like. The annotation marks the transcript as partial. Lineage: Eukaryota; Metazoa; Chordata; Aves; Passeriformes; Tyrannidae. The record is from RefSeq and is a predicted model, not a curated record. The transcript has 6 exons.